AUGGCGACAAAAGGAAGGCAUUCAAUAACACCCGUCUCGACACUUGGUCGUUUUUUUAGCGUUAUUGAUUGCGAGUUGCACCGCAUUAACAUUGUCUAUUUAGUGAAGGGAUACAACCUGAGGUACUCUUUGACGGUGGCCACUCUCCUUCUUCUUUUGGCUCUAACGUUUGUCUUUCCGACCGAGCAGCCUGUGUAUGUCGGUGUCGUGUCCCUAUUGGCACAGUCCUUCAGUGUGCUAAUGAUUGCGGGAGGUCUCUAUUGCGCCACAGGUGGUGUCUUCACACGACGGCGGCUGCAGGAAGAGUGGCUACUAGGCAAUGUGAAGGAUUUUUUGCAUCUGCUUAUGGAGAAUGCAUCUUCUUUUAAGGCGGGGUAUAUGUUGUUGGCGUUAGAGGCUAUGGCGCGGCUUGGCAACGUUCUUCAAGGGUCAGCGUGUGUCUGUGCUUUGUUGUUGUUGUGGAUAUGCUGGCUGUUGCUGAAGAUGAAUAGUGAGAGGCCAUGA
Trypanosoma cruzi is the source of this 504-nucleotide messenger RNA. RefSeq lists its product as uncharacterized. NCBI's taxonomy places the organism in Eukaryota, Euglenozoa, Kinetoplastea, Trypanosomatida, Trypanosomatidae. The coding region runs from base 1 to 504 and encodes 167 amino acids. The record is from RefSeq and is a predicted model, not a curated record. The transcript has a single exon.